This is a messenger RNA of Periconia digitata, 662 nucleotides long. The record is from the annotation of a GenBank genome assembly. Lineage: Eukaryota; Fungi; Ascomycota; Dothideomycetes; Pleosporales; Periconiaceae.
CUUCACCGACUUCGUGGUGUUUCUUCUUUUCCCUCGACUUGUUCGCUGCCCAAUUCGCCCAGUUCUCAUGCUGCCCUCGAUUUGAGAUCAGAUCAUACCAAUUGAUGGCACUGAAACAAUCGUCUCUUCCGACGUUCCCAAUCUCCUCGCCAAACAGGUCUGGCCAGAGAAACCCGGAGUAUAACAGCUGUUCAAGCUAUACCGCAUCGAUCAGAUGUAGAAAAGAUGAGCAUACACCGAAUCUCGCUAUCCCAACAGUAUCGGGCAGCAUGUCUGGACCACGGAUCCCCGCGCAACUAGGGCAUCUACCAACAGGAAGAAGGGAGUCCCAAGCAAACCAAGCAGAUGGACGCGGGCCGGAGCGAUGGAGGCGAUGGGGGGUAUCGUGGGUUGUCGAUGCGACGUGUUAUCCCGUGGUUAGCCAAGGGCCCUUCAUCGUCACCUCUUUCCCAACGAAUCGAGUCAUGGACGGCCGACGGAUGAACAAAUCACGUGACUCUGUAAACACUCGGCUCCGCGCAUCAAGUCUGAAGCGACUCGUACAGUUCAAGAAGCAGACACUCGAUCGAGCACACGCAAGCAGCACCCUAUAUCCAAACGGCAGCCUAAACGCUCCUGCGCCUCUAGAAAAGCAAAAUCUUGGCAUCAUGCACCUCCCGUAG